AUGUCCGUAUCCACGAGGAACCCACCUCAACGCCGGCGCUCUCUGGGUCCCGUCUCGCCAAAACGCAUCUAUAGAAACCUGUCUGUCAGGCUGAGGGGAGGGGAGUCUGUUGCCGUGGAGAUAGGCACGCCCAAACGCACCUGCAAGGCUGCAGAAGCUUACAAGAGCCUGUGGGAGGCGGUGGAGAACGAGGACACGUUGGCUGUGCAGAGCCUUUUGUCCAAAGACCGUGCCAGCUGUGGAGGAGGAGGAAGCUUGUGGGAGAGAGGAGACAAGAAAGAGAAGGACUGGGAGAGAGAUAAAGAGAAAGGGGUGAACAGAGUGAGCGAGCAGGGUUUGGUUCCCCUGGAUGUGGCGGCACUUACCCACAAUUCCCCUCUGCUUCAUGUGCUGACAAAAGCAGGAGCCAGACAUAACCCUGUUUUGUGCCACCCAGUGGAGUGGGCGCCCAAGCUGGACGCUCUGGUGACCCUGGCGAGCAAACGAGUGGAAGAGUGGAAGUUGGAGCUAGCUCAGAAAGCAGCAGCCGGACCCCAGGCCAAGGCAGACGUCCAAAGACAUGUCCACCUCUGGAGACUCAGGCUGCAGCUGUACUGCCGAAUGAGGGAGAACUUCCAGAACACAGAGCUCCCUGGUCCUCCCAGCCAUGUGUCCUUACUGGUAACCAGCACAUCAUCUCUUUGUGUGCUGAUCAAGGAUCCAGAGGGUGACACCACGGGGCUCAUCACCUGCUACAGAGUGGAAUGGAGCGCCUCAGCCAACUUUAAGCACAUCCUUGGUUCAGCACACGUUACACAGACCAAGAACCCCUCCCACAUCAUCAAGGAUCUGACUGCAGGCGAGCGUUACUUUGUAAGAGUGAGCGCCUACAACGUGAAAGGAUGGGGCCCGCCUCAGUGCUCGACUCCGGUCAGCGUCGCCCCCUCGAGCUGGAGAGAGUGCACUGGUGUAAAGUCACAGCCCAGGAACCACCAGGGUCUGGUGAGGAAACUGCUGGAAGAUGCCAAAGAGUCACAGUACAGAGGAUAUUCCAUAGAGACCCUCAAGACACAGAGUCCUGGCAAGCGUCUGUCGGUGUCUCGGGGCAUCAAACAGCUCUUCCAGUCCGCCACCAAGUUUGUUCGCCUUCUACAAAGGGGUGUGUAUUUGGCCACCAUAUUUUACCACAAGGAGAACAUCCUGGUGACAGCUGAAGAUCAGAUCCCACUAGUGGAGAUCCAGUGCUGUUCCAACUCCAUCACCCAGGACUUCCUGUGGUUUGCCAAGUUGUCGUGUGCAUGGCAGCAGGUGCCCUGGCUUCAGCAGGCCCUCUCCUCAGCUCACUCCUCUCCCUCCUCCCUCCUCCAAAACAGACACAACAUCUUGAGAGCUGUUUCCCAGCUGCAGUCUUCUCUAGGAACGAUGGACCUGGGUCAGGUCUACUACGAACCACUGAAGGACCGGCAGGGCAACGUACUACUGCUGACUUUGAGGGAAUUCUCAAUUCCUCCCAUGUGAGAAAAAAAUAUUUUCUUACAGCCUCCUAUUCACCUCCUUCCUGCUGCCACAUUGGAAUCAAGAACUUCAACAAGUUUAUUGUCUCCUGUGGCAUAUGAUUUGCAACUGCAGGACAAGAUGUCCUUCCACCGGCACAGCGUUCAGCUGGAGCAGCCAGGUCUGUAUGUGGGCAUCCUAAAACUGUGCAGCUCAGUAGAUCAGAUCCGGGUCCUGGUGCCUCAGAGGCUGCCCAACCUGCUCUGCCACACGCGGGUCCGACACAACGCCCAUGUGACCAGAGAGGAGUGGACUUUGCUGCAGAGCCACGUUUACCCAGCACACAACAGCAGCGUUCACAACCAGCUGAGCGGCGAGGACGAGAGCUCCAUGGAGAGCAGUGGUCUGGCAGAAUUUGUCCAAUCUCUGAGAACAGCCAUCACACAUCUCCUGACAAAGCUCAACAUCCCCCUCUACAGGGCGUAUCAGUAUGGUGUCUACACGCAGGAGCUGCUGCAGUUUGGUGAGAACGUAUCCAUGCUGCUGCUUCUGCCCCCCAGUGAGGACUUCAGCUCCAGUUUCGGGCCUCUGGUGGGAACCAAGGAGCCUGGCCUCACCAUGCCUCUGCAGACAUUUGAGCUGGUCCACUUCUGGACGUAUGAGCGGGACUUCCUCAGCCAGUACUGCCAGGCCUGGGUGAGGCUGGAGCUGGACUCCCACCUGGCGCAGCAGGCUCAGCGUGAGGCUCUGGACCCCAAAGAGCUGCAGGAAGCUCGAGAGCACCUCAGAGACAUCACUGAGCUUUUCCGUUGUCUGGAGGUGGUGUGGAGGGGUGCCCGCUGGAUCAUGGACUGCCUGCAGUGUGUCCGGUCCAAGCAGUGGGUGGGGGCCGUGCCUCUAGGCCUGGUGAUGGGAGGAGACCCCCCACCGUGUCCUGACAGUGAAGAAGAAGAAAAGAGACGGACCACCAGGCUCAAAUGGGCCAGUCGGAUGCAAACACAAAGACCAGCGACAGAGAGUUCAGGCGGUGUAACUUUACCCCCCACUGCUGAGAUCAGCCCACAAAGAGUGGCAGUCGUCCCUGCAGAGGAGCGAGCUUUAAUGGAAGGUGUCGUUAAGGGAGGGUACCCUGCGGACCUCACCUGCGUCGUUCAGCCGGGCUGUGCGAGCUCUUUGCUUGAGUCUGGACUGGAGCCUGCUGCUGUCGCCCAGUUUGAAGCUGGGUAUUCCUGCAGCAGGGAGGCGGACUUCCCCCCCAGCAUUUCAGAGGUCAUCCAGCCGAUGGAGAUCGCCGAGCUGGCGGACAUCUUGCCCACGCUGAGUCUUAUUGAAGAGGAGUACUCUGCUGCUCCACCCUCACCGUCUGUAAUGGACAUGCUGGAGAACUUUGGACUGGGAAUUGGCGAGACCAACGUCUCGUUUGACUUCGGAGGCUCAAACUUGACGAGCGGGGUGGAAGCGCCACAAACACCAUUUGAGAAUGUGCUGAGGGGACAAGAUUCUGCGUCCUUCUGUAACUCUGUACAUUCUGGAGAUGAUGAGGCGCCUGCUCUGAGCUGCGAUGCAGACAAACUGGAGACGGACGGUCGAGGGCCACGUCUUCCAGUGAGAAGCCUGGUGGAGUGGGACAAACUCUCCAGCAGCUCAUCCUGA
Molecule: messenger RNA, 3126 nt
Organism: Nematolebias whitei (Rio pearlfish)
Lineage: Eukaryota; Metazoa; Chordata; Actinopteri; Cyprinodontiformes; Rivulidae
Product: ankyrin repeat and fibronectin type-III domain-containing protein 1-like
Exons: 19
Biological process (GO): regulation of establishment of bipolar cell polarity; establishment of mitotic spindle orientation
Cellular component (GO): spindle
Molecular function (GO): protein binding
Source: RefSeq, a predicted model, not a curated record